Molecule: messenger RNA, 804 nt
Organism: Nerophis lumbriciformis (worm pipefish)
Lineage: Eukaryota; Metazoa; Chordata; Actinopteri; Syngnathiformes; Syngnathidae
Source: RefSeq, a predicted model, not a curated record
AUGUCGGUGUUAGCACUCCAAGAGUACGAGUUCGAGAGGCAGUUUAACGAGGAGGAGGCCAUCCGAUGGAUGCAGGAGAACUGGAAGAAGUCCUUCCUCUUCUCUGCCCUUUAUGCCGCCUGCAUCCUCGGCGGCCGCCAUGUCAUGAAGCAACGGGAGAAGUUUGAGUUGAGGAAGCCUCUAGUACUCUGGUCCCUCACACUCGCUGUUUUCAGUAUAUUUGGUGCCGUCCGCACUGGAAGUUAUAUGACAUACAUUCUCAUGACCAAAGGGCUUAAACAGUCAGUUUGCGACCAGAGCUUUUACAAUGGACCUGUCAGCAAAUUCUGGGCCUAUGCGUUUGUGCUAAGCAAAGCGCCAGAACUGGGCGACACUCUGUUCAUUGUACUGAGGAAGCAGAAGCUGAUUUUCCUGCACUGGUACCACCACAUCACAGUGCUGCUGUACUCCUGGUACUCAUACAAGGACAUGGUGGCUGGCGGGGGAUGGUUCAUGACAAUGAACUACCUGGUGCACGCCGUCAUGUACUCUUACUACGCGUUGCGGGCGGCUGGAUUCAAAGUGUCGCGAAACUUCGCCAUGUUCAUCACUCUGACGCAGAUCACCCAGAUGCUGAUGGGCUGCGUGGUCAACUAUCUUGUCUACUCCUGGAUGCAGCAGGGCCAUGAGUGCCCGUCGCACAUGCACAACAUUGUAUGGUCCUCGCUUAUGUACCUCAGCUACUUCGUGCUCUUUGUUCAGUUUUUCCUGGGGGCCUACGUGGGCAAGAGCAAAACGCCCGCUACUGUGAAGAAGACUGAGUAG